AUGAAUACAAACAUGCAUAUGAAUCUGUCCCCCUGCGGAAAAGACUCGAGGGCAACUUCACCUCCUCCCUACGUCGAAUUUCACGAUCCUUUCUCCGCCGCAUCUCUGGCAUAUCAACCCCAAAAAUCUCUUUGUCUUAACAUGGACACUGAAACCAGUCCUGGUAGACCUGAACCUCCGGCCUUAGCUGUUCCCAUGACACCUUCGUCUCCAAGCUGGCCUGUCCACCCUGAUCCUUGCCAAUUUCAGGAUCAACCCUUUAUGCGCACAGGCACGGAAGAGGUUCCCGAACCUGCUUCAGACCUUUGCCCGGACCUCCUUGACUCCUGGUACCCGAGGUACCUGGCAUGCACGCAGUUCUUUGUUUCCUAUGCGCAGCAUACCCCGACAGUGCAGUCGUUGGCCGCAUUUCUCAACAUUCGACUGCCUUGCCAGCAAUCUGGGGCCCAGGCAACCCAUCCGUCAUUACGCGCCUACAUUCGGCGCCUCAUCGUAACAGCACAGGAUAGUCCUGAGGUGCUUGGCGCGUUCUUCGGAGAAGAUUGGGUCGGGGGAGUGGGGAGCCUUGUCAAGCAAGAGCGGGUGAAUUACUUGUUUACGGCAAAGAGCGGCGGGUGGGCGUCAAUAAAGGCGGCGUAUGAUAUUCUGCCGGACGAGCAAACGCCAUUUUUACGGCCAUUGCGAGCAGCUGCAGAGGAAGAGUUACGCGAGGCGGAAGCCCGCUGGAGUGAGUGGUUGGCGAUGGAAGAUUGGAUGGUUGGACCGCGCAGUCCGUGGUGA
This is a messenger RNA of Aspergillus luchuensis, 780 nucleotides long. RefSeq lists its product as uncharacterized. The transcript has 2 exons. The coding region runs from base 1 to 780 and encodes 259 amino acids. Lineage: Eukaryota; Fungi; Ascomycota; Eurotiomycetes; Eurotiales; Aspergillaceae. The record is from RefSeq and is a predicted model, not a curated record.